AUGGGCACGCCCAUGGCCCUUAAUCUACGCCGGCAAUUCCCAGUCACUGUGUGGAAUCGAAACGCCGCUAAAUGCACGCCCCUCGUCGACGUCGGUGCUGAAACCGCAAAGACUCCUUCCGCGGUGAUUGAGAAAUCCGAUGUCAUCUUCACAAUGCUCUUCGACGGCCGAGCAAUCCAAUCCAUGAUCGAUAGCGAACCCAAUGACAAGUUCAUGAAAGCCAUCCAUGGCAAGACACUCAUCAACACAAGCUCAGUGUCUGUCGACUUCAGCCAUAAGCUUGCGCAGCAGGUCCAUGAUGCGGGGGGAAAGUUUGUCGAGAUGCCCGUGAGUGGUAGUAAGGGUCCAGCUGAGCAGGGACAGCUUGUAGGCAUGAUGGCUGGUGACCCAGAGGUUGCUGAGCAAAUCAGACCUGUUGUAAAGCCCAUCACUACUGCUGCUAUCUACUGCGGUCCUAUCGGGUACGGCUUAAAAGCGAAAUACUCCAUCAACCUGUUCCUAGUCUCUGUGACAACUGGUCUUGCAGAAUCAGUAAAUCUUGCGCGAGCUCAAGGUUUAGACUUGGUGGCCUUUGGACAGGUCCUCAACAGCAGUCCUUUGGCAUCUGCGUACUCAAAGGUCAAGAUCGCCAAGAUACUCAAUGGAGAUUGGACACCCCAGGCUGCCGUCAAGGACUGUUAUAACAGCACUGAGUUGAUCAAGUCGGCGGCUCAAGACGUGCAAGUUCAGACCCCGUUGAUCCAAGUUUGCAAUUCUCUCUAUAGAGAAGCUCGCGAAAGUGGUUUGGGGGAGGAGGAUAUGAUGGCCAUUUAUAAACUAUUUUCGGAAACUCAGGAGAAAUAUUCUCAAUAA
This is a messenger RNA of Fusarium subglutinans, 852 nucleotides long. RefSeq names its product gamma hydroxybutyrate dehydrogenase. Gene Ontology annotation, molecular function: NADP binding; NAD binding; oxidoreductase activity, acting on the CH-OH group of donors, NAD or NADP as acceptor. The record is from RefSeq and is a predicted model, not a curated record. The coding region runs from base 1 to 852 and encodes 283 amino acids. The transcript has a single exon. NCBI's taxonomy places the organism in Eukaryota, Fungi, Ascomycota, Sordariomycetes, Hypocreales, Nectriaceae.